Molecule: messenger RNA, 456 nt
Organism: Lentinula edodes (shiitake mushroom)
Lineage: Eukaryota; Fungi; Basidiomycota; Agaricomycetes; Agaricales; Omphalotaceae
Exons: 3
Coding region: 1-456 (151 amino acids)
Source: RefSeq, a predicted model, not a curated record
AUGGAACCCAACAUACAAAGCGUCCGGAAAUGCAUUCACCAGAAAUUUCUUCCAAUUGGGGAACACCCUGCCCAAGAAGGCGUCCUAGAACCCUCAUGUGGCCACAUAACCCCGUUGUAUAACUUUGGCUGGUGCCUUCCGAUGGAAGAAAUUGAUCAGUAUUACCCGGAAUGUGAAUGGGACAUGGCAAAUUACUGGCCUAAGCAUGUGAGGGUACCUUGGGCGAAAGAAUUCCGUAACAAGUAUUUGAGCAAGGAGCAACCGGGAUUCGGGUAUUCGCCUUAUCUAGACUUUUUCGUCCUCAAGAAAAAGCCGUAUGUCACUGUGAUGAUCAGCCAGAAUAGUUCAAAAGAGACUCUCGCUAUGAGUCGGAAUGAAGAAUAUAUCGCAGACGUCAAGAGAUUGGCACUGGUCCGGGAGAAUUUCGGAGAACCACGAUGGAUUCGAUGCACAUGA